ACCCAGGGAUUGCGGGUUCAAAGAAUAGUUGAGAUGGGUUGGGUAACAAAGUUGUUCCUAGGGCUUAUACCACUGGUGGUCGCUAAUCAGGUUUAUUAUUAUCCUUUACCCUCGUUCUAUCAUGUACCAGUAGUUCCUCUUGUACCACAAUCCUACCUUGUACUGCACCCACAGCUAAAUCUACCAACAGCUCAUGGAAAUAGGAAACAUGAGGGUGUAUCAACAGCUAAUUACCAUGGAGAUUGUGCUGACACUACACCAAACUGGCAAGAGUGGGAAUCAGGAGCAACUGCUAAUUUUAGGCUGAAGCGACCAGCUUCUAGAGUUGAUGAUGAGGAGAGCUGGAAGGUAGAACUUAUCUGGGAUAAUGAUGUUGAAAACCUUGAAGUAUAUAAUGGAUUAGCAGAUUCAAAAACAGGAAAUUCCUUCAGGAUCUCCCCCACAGCCUGGAGCACUAAGACAGCAGGAGGAAAUGAAGAUGAAAUAAACUUCAGCAUUAAAGCAAACUUUAACAAAAACCUUCCUCGUCCAGGACUGAAAGCAGUUACAUAUGACGGAGUUCGUCAUGAAUGCAAACCAGGAGCAUCAAGAUCUUCUGUUGUUACAACAAAGGGUGCUCGAUUAGGAAACCAUGUAACCUGGCCUAAGAAGAUUUUAGGAUUGUAUAUUCUUCUAGCUGAUGAUGAUGAGGAUGGUUAUGAUAGCAACGCAGACUGGGAACCCCAGCUGUUUGACUGGCAACAAGAAGCUUCUAAUGUUCUUUUCUUUACUUUCAUACAUCCUGAUACAAUGGAGAUCCCUCCUUCCUUCCAGAAGCUGGCAGCAAGCAGAGGAACUGACCAGCCUGGAGCAGUUCCUAAAGAUACUGUUAUCAUGUUUGCUAUCGGAGGAUAUGCCUACUCUCUGAAACCCAACCCCUGGCAUUGGUUGACCUCUAAGGAAGCAGCAGAAAAAAUGGCUGAAAAGGUCUCCACCUGGCCUGAGAAGUAUGGAUGUGAUGGCAUUGAUCUAGAUCUGGAGGAAGGAGCUGGAGCAAAGAAAGAAGCUGGGCCCAAUAUGAUUCAUUUCAUUCGAAGAUUGAAAGAGUUGAGUCCUAAUAUGAUAGUUAGUCAGCCAGCUUACGGUUAUCCACAGGUUCAAGCUGAAUCUGAUGUGAUCAAUGCUUCCUGGGAUACUGAAGGAAACCAUCAAGGUUUGGCUGAUUCUAUCGGACUUAUGGUUUACGAAGGAACUCAGGCUCUUCAAUAUGUGAAAAAUUAUGCCAAGGGCUCCCAACAAUGGCAAGGAUUUCCCAUAAAGGUGAAUGCCCCCACUAGUACUAUACUGCUUGGUGCUAAAGGUUCAUCUAGUUCUGCUGAUAUUAACAAGCUGGCCAAUGCUGCUGUGGAUGAUGAUAUUCUUGGUAUAAUGGUUUGGUAUGCUUCAGUUAAGAACGGGUUUGAUUAUUCCCCUUUCUGGGACGCAUCGACCAAGAACGACAGUAUUGAAGGGUACAAGGCGGCCAUGAAGCUGUUUAACAAAGCUAUGUCCUCUGCCAAGACUGUUGAUGCACCUGCAGUGGAGGUUGAGGUUGUUAAUGAAGGUGUGACCUCCUCUGAAGAGGUGUCUACGGAGCCUGCAGAGGAUGUAGUUAAGAUUAUCUUAGAAUAGUUCUUGAAGUUAUUAAGAACUUUGUUAUUUACAAAUGUAUGGAAUAUUUCCACAAACAAAUUUUUGAAAUAAACGAAAUGCACAAAUAAAAAAUAGAAUGUUUU
This is a messenger RNA of Eurytemora carolleeae, 1754 nucleotides long. RefSeq lists its product as uncharacterized. The transcript is spliced from 16 exons. The record is from RefSeq and is a predicted model, not a curated record. Gene Ontology annotation, biological process: carbohydrate metabolic process. Gene Ontology annotation, molecular function: carbohydrate binding. Bases 34 to 1650 code for a protein of 538 amino acids. Lineage: Eukaryota; Metazoa; Arthropoda; Copepoda; Calanoida; Temoridae.